UGCUGUGAAGCUGAUCUAGCUGUCAGUGAAGUACUGCUGAGACAUGCAUCCAUCUCCAUCCUGCUGUUUCUCAACCACAGCGUGAUCCAGACUCUCUCGUCACAACUCCAUCCGACCCCGGCCGGAGCCUGGGAAGAGCCAGCAGCCACACACAGUGACCGUCUGAGGAAGGAAUGCAAACACAAGGCACCCGGAGACAUGACUGGCACCGAGGGUUUCUAGAAAAGGCAACAAUCAUAAAUAGCAAGAGUCCUCAGCUUAAAACGAGACAGACGGGUAGUUGGCAAGGUCAAAACAACUUGUCUGAGAGAUGACUGCUGGAAAAGUUGGAGGCAGUUCUCCCACAGACGGAGACAGAGACAGACACCAUGACAGGGCCUGGGACUGCAAGGAUUUGAUAACAGAGGUUAAACAAUGGAAGGACAUGAAAACUUCUCCAGCAGUCAGCAGGUCCUGUGAUGGAUUCUAAGGAGAGACCAGGUUUAACUGAUUCACAUCCAAUGACAGAUCCACGUGGAUGGAGUAUGAGGGUUUAAGUACAACCAUAUCUUCUUACCUUUACAGACAGAAUGGUAGAAGGAUAUUGUCCCAUCUCAGCAGGUCCAGUCUAAUCCAACCAGGAGAAAGGCGAGGUGCGGAAACAUCAAUCACAAGCUGUUAGGUACACAACAAUGAGGACAAAGGUGUAAAGGCGAAUAAGGAAGGCUUAUAAAUACAACAUAUGUAAACAGGCUAUGGACUGUGAUGUAUUAAUAAGCUUUAAACUAUCAAAGAAGAACAAGCUACAUCAUCACAAUGCCACUUUUUGUAUCAGUAGUGCUUGUAAAACUUUAAACAUCCUCGGGUCUCUAAAACAUUCAGAGAGGCAACAACAUGAUAUGUUACUUUUAAGUUAUUCUUGCAUAACAUUAUCCUGUGUGCUCAUAUUGAAAACCAGGCUAAAUAGACUAAUCAUACUGAAGGCCUGUUAAUACUUUCAGCCAUAAACAGGUUCAUGUUUCAUCAAAGCCGCUGUAGAUGAUAUGUAUUCAUAUUUUGUACAUUUGUGAUUACAUUUCUGCAGACGGCACGCAUGACAUUUGUUGAAACUCCCCUUUCUUAAUUUUAUUAAACCUGCACUUAUAAAAGUUAAAGGGAAGUGAAACACACUUGUUUGUAGUAGACACACACACACCCUCAUAGACUGUUCAGACUCCCUGCAGACUCAGUCUAUUUGCCUGGCAGAGUGGGGACACAGUACUUUAUUCAGGCCAAAUUACACCGCCGAGCAACAUUAUGCAUCCAGUAACCUACUUAGUCAACAGAGGAGGUCUCCUAACUGCACCAGGUGUCCGUCUCUGUUCCUGUGCCCUGUUCCUAUGUUCUUUUAACCGAAGCCAUUUCCUGCGCUGAAUACUUUUUUCAACCCUUGUUUAGCUGCUGGAACAUGUUCUGAACUUCUCUCUUUGCCUCAAAGUGAAACACACAGGAAAGCUUUCUGCCCCAUGCUUCUCUUCUUGUUCUCUUUUUAGAUUCCAGCUUACACUUGAAGUUAUUUUGCGCCUGCUACAUUAUCACACAGUACCUGUAAGAGCUAAUGAGGAACCAUUCUGGAGCACCUACAGCAUGCUGAUGUAUAUUCAGAGGGAACAGAGGAAGGGACAACCUGCUUAGUAACAUUUGCCUCCGUCAAAGGGAGAUCAAUGAACGUCUGAAUGCUACAUCAUUAAGCCUCUGUGAGAUAUUGAUCGGGAUGCUGCUGACUUUGGCCUCAGGAGUGCCGAGUGGCUCUUGGCAGCCACAAGGUGUCUCACCACUGCUCCUGUGGUCAAAACUCUGAAUGGACACUGUGCUGCUUUCUCAGCGGGGAUAUUUGAAUCAGGUUUCUUUUUGGGAUCCAAAGUUUAAAUAUUUUUAUCACAAAAGCCACACGACUUUUUGAACAGUCGGUUUUCUUAGUGGCCCUAUCACACAUGUUGCUCCUGAUGGAGAGGUCACUCCGCCCUGUGGCUCCAGCUCCCCAUGCUGACACUGAACAACACAAAGCAGGUUGUAUCGUUUAAUCAAAAGCUGGCCUGACCUCAACACAAACUCAUAUUUUUCUGAGCUGCCUGUGCGGGGAAGUUACAACAAUGAGCCGUACGCAGAACCAGAGUUCCUGCAAAUCCUACUGUAGAAUAGGCGGCAUAAACAGACGUUUCCUCCAGCUGCUGGUGUGCCAGCACCAUCAACUUAACAAGUGGGAGUAAACAGACAGUAGGAACACACUUUAUUGAAAUAAAUGUCAAUGCAUUAGUGUCUGUUAAUGUAAAGGCAGCUUAGUGAAGUGCUCUGCAAGAUAUAACAAGAAAAUAACCACAAAUGACAUGUUUGAUUUUGAGUUCAUGGUCCUUUUUCUUCCUUUUCUGGUCUGAAUAAACCUAAAACUAUGAAUUGGGAAGAACUGUUCCCUCCUACUUUUUAGCUUCAUGGAAUUACAACAUUUUAACUUGAGUGUUUCUAUGCCAACAUGCAGAAAUCAGCUGAUUUUGCUGUUGGCCUCUAGUGUCUUUGCCUUUUAGCAAUACUGUCCCUUUUUGCAAAUCACCCCUCUGCUUGAUGCAACAUAUGCUUAAUCCUAUAGCCCUACCCAAACCGAACCCAGCCAAUCACAAGAGCCAAUCCCCGGAUUUCAUCAGCUCUCCGGGUUUUCCAGGCUGCCCGUGUCUCGUCCCACUCACACUCUCUGUCAGAGCGCGGCGUUGACAGCCACUGGCCACUGAGCAGCCCACUCUGUCGGGGUUUGUGUCUCCAUGCAAGACUGCUGAAAAAGAAGCUCUUACUCUCCUUUUCUUUUCUUUGCAAAGGCAAACAGAACAACAAAGCCCGUGCACGGCCAAGGAAGCACAACAGGUGACAAAAAAAAAAGCCUCCAAGUCAUUUUCUAGACUCAUCACUGUCUCUCAUCUCCCCUGCACAAUGUCUGGAGAGGACGCACCUGCCCAGCAGCAAAACGCCGUGGACCAGAAGCAGGAGACCAAACCCGCCGAGGAGCCCAAAGCUGAGCCUCCCAAGACGGACUCGGCACCCGCAGGCGCCGCUGAGGCAGAAGCCACCCCCGCGGCGACCACCGAGAAGGCCCCCGAGGAGGAGACAUUCACGUACCGCGCCCUGGUGCUCACCGGCCACGGCGGCUAUGACAAAGUGAAGCUGCAAGUGAAGAAGGGAAAGCCCACGCUAAAGGCUGGUGAGGUCCUUGUCAGAGUCAAGGCAUGCGGGCUAAACUUCGCGGACCUGAUGGCUCGGCAGGGGCUGUACGACCGCAUGCCAUCCCCGCCGGUCACCCCGGGGAUGGAGUGCUCCGGGCAGGUGGAAGCUGUGGGCGAAGAAGUCACUGACAGAAAAGUGGGCGAUAAGGUGAUGGUGCUGAACCGCUUCGGGCUGUGGCAGGAGGUGGCCGUGGUGCCUGCGAGCCACACCUUCCUCAUCCCCGAGGGCAUGAGCUUCGAGGAGGCAGCAGCCCUGCCCGUCAACUACAUCACCGCCUACAUGAUGCUGUUCGACUUUGGCAACCUGCGGCCAAACCAGAGCGUCCUCAUCCACGCCGCUGCAGGUGGAGUUGGCAUUGCUGCCACUCAGCUGUGCAAGACGGUGAAGGACGUGACUGUGUUUGGCACAGCCUCUGCCAGCAAGCACGAGACCAUCAGCGAAGGUGGAGUCACGCAUCCCAUCGACUACCGCACCAAGGACUAUGUGGAGGAAGUACGCAAGAUCAGUCCAAAAGGGAUGGAUAUUAUCCUGGACCCUCUGGGAGGAUCGGACACCCAUAAGGCCUACAACCUGCUGAAGCCUAUGGGCAAACUCAUCACCUAUGGUGCAGCUAACAUGCUCGCUGGCCAGAAGAAGAACCUGUUGGCCGUGGCUAAGAACUGGUACCAUCAGUUCUCUAUCCACACACUCAGCCUGAUCCAGGGGAACAAGUCUGUGUGCGGCUUCCACCUGGGCUACCUGGACGGAGAGAUGGAGCUCAUCACCCAGGCCAUGGGCACCGUCAUGGAUCUGUACAAGGACGGCAAGAUCAAGCCCCACAUCGACUCCACCUGGCACCUUGAGCAGGUGGGAGACGCCAUGAGAAAGAUGCAGGAGAGGAACAACAUCGGCAAAGUAAUCCUCACCACCGAGCCCAUGCCGGAGGAGGAGAAGAAGGAGGAGCCCAAGAAGGAGGACAAGAAAGAGGACAAGAAGAAGGAGGACAAGAAGAAGGAUGACAAGAAGAAGGACGAUGGUAAGAAGGAGGAGAAGAAGGACGACAAGAAGAAGGAGGAGCCCAAGAAGGAGGAGAAGAAGGAGGAGGAGAAGAAAGAGGAGCCCAAGAAGGAGGAGAAGUGAGAGGGGAGGGGAGGGAAAGUCGAGCAGACCAGCACAGAGUUUGCUCUGUAGGAGCAAAGGGUGGGGGUGCAGGGUGGAGGGGUGGAGGGGUGGAGGGUGGAGGGUAGGCAAGGAUAGGAGAUAGAAAGGUAGAUUUCAAUUUUAUCACUCCACUGUUGAUUUAUCAUCAUUCCCCCUCCACCUUAUCCUCAUGAGUCAUCAUUGGUCAUAAUUACUCCAGCCUAGCUCCGCCCCCUCUCCUCCCCUUCCCCUCCUGUUUUCUGGCCUUUAACAAAAAAAAAAUCUCCAAGCUCCAACUCUUUUGCAUUGCUAGAAAGAAACAGAUGCAUAAUUAGAUCGAUUUGUACCUCUCGGGAGCCGCAGAGGAUUGUGGGUACGAGCGAGACUGGGACAAAUUACUGUUUCCAUGAUCCCCGCUCUCACUCCGACUCCACCCUUACUCCUCCGCAAUUCAACUCCCACUGUGCUAAAUUGUUCUGCUCUGACUUCCACCUGCCACCUCCUAUCCUCCCCUCCUCAUCACUGUGCUGAGUCCACCUACCACACCACCCACCCACCUACACCCCCCACCCACACCACUACCACCACCACCACCAACACCAACACCAACCCCAGGCCGGACCCACAGACAGGCACAAAAAGCGGCGAAUAAGCGGAGAACCACACCCACCCACACACGUUGCCCUCUUAGUGUCCAGUUAUGUCACUGAAGGAUGAGUCAGAGAAGCCUUUGAUUGGCUGAUGUCUCCCCCCCCACCUCUGGAGAUAUUCACAUCACUCUUUUGACCGUGACGUUUGCUCCGAGUCUUAACGCUACAAAGCCUAACUUUGUUUAGCUCGGUCCACUCUCUGGGAAUCAGCGUUCCCAUCAAAUAUCAGCCGCAGUUUUCGCCUGAAUAUGAAUUUCCCUCAUAAUGAGCCUUUCUGUGGAGCGCUGAAUAGGGAGGCAGAAAUCAUUGCUCAGCUUCCUUCUCCUUAGUUACAGAUUUUUCUAGCUGACCAACUGUUGGCAAGAAGUGCGCUGUGCCAAUUAAGAGAGAAUUUGUUUCUGUUCAAACAAGCCUCUCACACACACACACACACACACACACAAACAUACACACUGUGAAUGUGAUGAAAGGGGCACUGUCACGCUGAGACAGUGAAGCGUCUGAAAUGAGCGAGUUGAGAAGGUGAAUACCGCUCGUUUUUUUCUUCCUCCCUGAAUUCCAUGGCAUUCUGCUCCUUUCACAGCGUCUGCCGGCCUGUCGAUCACCCUGACCUGAGAGGGGAGGAUUCAAUUCAAUUUGGCGUCCAUACUUCUUCGCCUCCCCUGCUUCUCUCUCGCCCUCCUCUAUCCAUUUCCCUCUUUAUGGUCGGCAUAGCAACAGGCGUCAGCCUCGUCAGAGGAGGCACUGUGGCCUUCUUCUCUGACUCUCUCCCUGCGUCUCUCUAUUCUUCCUCCCUGAGUCUUUAUUUGACAGCACUCAUAGUUCCAGUGUUUCAACAGGUGCACGACGUAUGAAGGAGCUCUAAUGACGAGGGGAAGUGAGUGCAGCCAUUCGCCCAAACCAGUGAAGAAUUGAACUCAAGUAUUGACAAUGUGUGCUGGUUAAAGCAGCACACCGCUCCCCCUAAUGGCCAGUAUGAAUUCAGCUCACUGGUGUAAAUUCAUUCUGGUAUAAUCCCCAGUAUUUCAUCACUAAUCCCCCCGGGUGGACUCUAAAUCUUUCAAGUAGGAGGAUCUCGACUUUAAACCUCGCACUAAACCUGACAUUUAUCUACCUGCCCCCCCUCCCCCCCCCCCCCCCACACACACACACACACACACACACAAACACACGCCUGUCUGUGAGCCCGGCCUCAGCGUUCAGACUCAGAUGGUGACUAGUGACUUUGUAAAAAACAAAAGUAAAAUUUUUGGAAAAAAAAAAAGAUAAAAGUUGUUGUGUUAGCAUGAGUGGCCUCCCUCAUGUGCUGUGUGUGGUGUGCCAUUGUGUGUGAAGAUGUGUGUGUCCUCAGGUCGUCUGUCAGGUUUUAAAAAGCACCUGCUCCUUACCCUCUCCCCCCCUACACUACCCUGCUACAGUAUAAUGUAGCUCCAACCCCACCCUCCUUCCUUCCAUCCCUUCUUCCUCCACCCUUCCCUCCUGUCUGAUAAAGAGGCCUGUGUUACGAGGACCGUUGGUAUUAGUAUUUUGCACUCUGCUCGCUGAUCUUAAUGCACUUACGAGCAUGGCAGUCGCACUCCAGUCCCACCCAGGCUUUGAUUCUGCUCCAGGUUUGCAGCCAUGUUUCCCAUCAUGCACUCCCAGUGUAUCUGCUGAAGCUCACUGAAAGCACAGGUGGCACACACACAUAGAAACACACACAUACUCAUGUCCCUGCAUGGCCAACUUCUCCUGGGUGGCAGCUAAAAUCAAAGCAUUCAUCCAUCCUUGGCGGUUGGAGGUAAAACGUGGAGGCAGGCUGAGCGGACCGGGCUGGAGUGCGACCACCACGCUGGUGUGGGGAGUGACUGUGUCCUGUCAGCCUCUGGUUAGUGUUCUGUUCUAAUCUGCUGGGCUCCCUUUGUGAACCUGUGGACGGUGCUUCUGUUUCCGAGUGCCAUGUGAGAAACAAACGCUUCAGUAAAAAAAUAAAAAGGAUGUUUUACUUAAUAUGUUAUUUUAAUUUUACCUUUAUAUUUCUGUUUGUUUGUUUGUUUUGUUAUCCAAGGGUUUAAAGCUCAAAGCUCAUGCUCUUUAUGUGGGGACCUGCCAGCCUGCACUCCUUUUAAAUGUGAUUAUCUGUUGGUCUGAACCAUGUGUGCCAAAUUGUAUGUAUAUUCCUCUGUCAAUGCUUUGAAUAUCAACAGUGCAUAAAGGAUAUGAAGAAAGUUAUGUUUUUAGAUGCAUUUCCAUCGACCUUGAGGUAAAAUGAAAACACAAAAGAGUCGUCACAGUGUGUCUGGUUUGUAUCCCAAACUCUCAUGGGUGCUGGUGGACUUUUUGCUGCAGUUUACAAAAAGUUGAACACAGUUUGUAGUCUUUGAUUGGUCGCAGUCUCACUGUGCCUCUCUCCUCGCUCGCAGCUAACCUCGAUCUGAGGCACCUCACUCCAUAUUUCAAUCCUUUUCACUGUGUUGUACCAGCUCUCACAUCGAGUCAACAGCAAAAGGCUGAUUCCUCAGAAGUGUUUACAAUCAUAGUAUUAGUAUCACAGGAAAAAAUGGAAUAUGGACAAUGCAAACAUCCACCAAAAGACAAAACGGUUUUCACUAAUUUUCAAAAAACCCUCCAAAUAUAAAAAUCCAUGGCAUUCCUCUCCAUGGAUUUCUCCUUCUUCAGUUUGUUUCCAGUUAGCUUGUAUGUAAAAUGAGGGAGCAGAUGUUUUCACACAGCUGCGCAGGGAUGCUGAUGCUGUAACACAGCUGCACAAACCCCCAGCUUAUUGGCUGAUCGUAGCUCAGCCCUGGCCUCCCCCAGACGCAACAUUUCCGGUUUACAGCUGAUCUCAGUUCACUCAAGGAUUAUUCGAGACGUUCCUCUUUUCCUGUGCUGCAUCCGCAGAGCCUCUUGGCCGGUUCAGCAGUCGCAGUCCAGCAGCAGCCGGCCAAAAACUCCUCUCCAUUUCCCCCACUCUCUCACUCCACACACAUUCAUUCAAAUCAAACAUUACUAUGACAUCUGGAAUUUGAAAUUGCAUGCAUUCAUCCACAUGUGGAAAACAGAUUAUGAUCUUUGUCUUUCUCACAAGAUUUCCCUUGGUUCUCUGGAGCUAUAAGAUGCCUUUGAGAUGAACUCAAUCAGUUGGGUGGAUGGCUUUCUGCCUCAGAGCACUUCUAUUACAGUGAAGCUGAAGUGAAUGUCAUCUGUAAAUGGUUUCCCAGUCAUUCCAGACACUUAUGCAAGAGUACUUAGCAACUCAAAGAGAUGCACAGGAGAAAAACAGUUUCAAAGUAACAACAAACACAGAAAAGCUGAAUGUGUUCAGUUUUAGAUUAGAUAAGACUGAUAGACACUCAUAGUUUUAGAGGAUAAGAAUGCACUAAGACAAUGAGUGUAGUAUUUCCUAUAGCUCCUCUUCUGUCUGUCUUGUCCUGUACAGCUGAUGUCCCUCACAGGCACCCACCGUCCAGCUUUGAGGUGAAUUUCUUUCUGUUUUAUGGUUUCUCAGGUCAUUCCAAACAGCAGUUUUCUUCAUGUAAGAAACCACACAUCGUUCUGUUUCACUGCACAAGCUGUCACACCAAUUUUCCUGCGCACCUUCCAUGUUUGAUGCAAGCUUUAGUAUUCUGAGUCAGUGGAUAAUGUCCCUGCUCAGAGCCACUGUGUUCACUCAUCUACACUGAGAACCCAACAACUACAUCCACUUGCAGCUACUGUCCUGUUACUGUUUUCUUUCUUUUUUUAAGGUAUCGCAGCAACAUCAGAGAGAUGCUCUAAAAGUACAACCUGGCUGGGCUUGUCAUGUAUAGUAGUUUGAUGCAUGUUUAGUCAACCUGAAAUUAUAGCCUAUGUUUCUGUACAGCUUGCCGUCUCUCUCCAGGAUAGUCAAGUAGUCAUGUAGUGGUGUGGUGUGAGGGAGAAUGUCCUUCCAGUCGUAUAAAGUUGCCAACUGAAGCCAAUCCACUGCCCCUCGGUGCCACCUGAUUUCCUGUCCUCACUUUUUUGCAUUGGCACUGUCAUGACACACCUUGACCUAUCUCUGGGAAUGCUUCAGAAACUCACCUCACUUCCAUCCCUCCACACACCUCCAGCUAGAAAUUUUUCUACAAGGCAUACCCAACAGGUUGAUUUCCAUGCAACUUUUCCUCUUCUUUGUGUUUUUUUUUCACUCUCCUCAUCUCAACUUUGUUUUUUAAACCCUUUGAAUUGAUGCUGCUUCUGUGCUUGACUCUGGGUUUAUUACGUGGUGCCAUGUAGCCACAUGGCCUCUAGAGCUUGUAACGCUUCAGUGUGUAAUGUUACCAUAUGCCUUACAUGUUUUCCAGGACUAAUAAAAAAGCAUAACAAAAAUG
Molecule: messenger RNA, 9328 nt
Organism: Notolabrus celidotus (New Zealand spotty)
Lineage: Eukaryota; Metazoa; Chordata; Actinopteri; Labriformes; Labridae
Product: synaptic vesicle membrane protein VAT-1 homolog
Exons: 9
Coding region: 2938-4347 (469 amino acids)
Molecular function (GO): zinc ion binding; oxidoreductase activity
Source: RefSeq, a predicted model, not a curated record